Messenger RNA from Fusarium odoratissimum NRRL 54006, 270 nucleotides. RefSeq lists its product as uncharacterized. Lineage: Eukaryota; Fungi; Ascomycota; Sordariomycetes; Hypocreales; Nectriaceae. The transcript has a single exon. Bases 1 to 270 code for a protein of 89 amino acids. The record is from RefSeq and is a predicted model, not a curated record.
AUGCGAGGGUUCUUGAUAGGCGAGCGUCAGCGGCUCAAAAGACGAUGUUUUCUCCAACUAUGGAGUCCGCCUCCUCACGGGAAGGACUCCACCAUAACCUUCUGGAGCCAGAAUCGAAGCCUUCAACUUCCCACCCUCGUCCUUCAGCAGAUGCAAUGGCGGGAAGAUGAGGGGUUUCCAAGGGACCCUGCUCCACUGAGAUCUGCUUUGGUGGGAACACCCGCUAUGCUUGCGGGAGCCAUUGAACGGUUGGCGUCGACAACAAGAUGA